CAGUAAUUCGUCUUUUUGUGUCAUAGCUAACAUUAGCAUCGCUUCCUGGCGUUUGCAAAAACUGCACAUAGAUGGGUGUUUAUGGGGAACGAGUUGCUGCAGGGGGUGUGGAACUUCCUGCAUAUCGACAGACUCCCUAAAUUUCAGUUUCACAACAACACUAUCUUGAGCGUGAAGUUGUUAGCCAACCAGGUUACAAGUGUUUCCAUUCAAAUAUUUUGUCUUCUGUAGUGGCGUGCAUGCACACUGCGCGGACACUGCAGUGAUGUUCAAAGCAACACAUUCAUAACACGGUCAUCACAAUAUAUUCAUGGUGCUGUAGACGCAGUAUCCUUCCGAAAUAUCUGAUCUGUGGUCCGUGUGCAUGAGGGGACUUGUCUGGGAGGAACUGCAUUCUCUUGUUCACAACUCUCAUUUUUGUCGACCCCCGAGCGCGUUUAUUUCAGGCUCCAACUCAACUCCUCCUGCUCAGGAGUGGAUCCAGAACGUCCAUGCUGGCUCCUUUUCAGGCCAAGGAAGCCACAUCAAAGCCAACUCCAAAUAUGUGGUGUACAACACUGAGCAUGCGGGUGGAACCAUGUUGGGUCUAUCUACUGUCAAGGCAGGUGCUGAUGGACUAUGGAACGUUACUCAGAUUCCUUGCCAUUCUGAUCUGGUAACUGACAUGGACUUUUCCCCUUUUGAUGAGAGUCUCCUGGCCACUUGUUCUGGAGAUGAAAUGGUGAAGCUGUGGCAUCUGUGUGACCCAGAGGUGGAGCAGUCGACUGAGCCAGACCUCACUAUUAGUCCUGGACAAGGCCGACUUGAGCUGGUGCUUUUCCAUCCAACAUCAUCUGGAGUGUUGGCCGUCUGCACCGCCAAGUCUCCGCUAAUAUGGGACACCAGCCGCACUGAUGCACCAUUGGCAGUUCUGGAGCAGCACAGUGAUCAGCUGCAGAGUCUGAGCUGGAAACAGGAUGGCUCCUUGUUGGCCUCUACCUGCAAGGACAAGAUGCUGCGAGUGUUUGACCCCAGAGCCCAGCUGAUGGCUGUCCAGAGUGCCAAAGGCCUCCAGAAUAACAAAGAUUCACGUGUCCUGUGGGCAAAAGAAGAUGUGCUAUUAACCACUGGCUUUGAUAUGACACGUAACCGGGAAGUGAGGCUCUGGGACAGCAGGAAGUUGAAUUCUUCUCUGAGUUCUGUGUCGCUCGGUACCUCCAGCGGGACUUUGAUCCCGCUUCUGGAUGAAGACACUGGCCUUCUGGUGCUCAGCGGCAUGGGCGACACUGUGGUCGACUGCUUCGAAGUGUCUGCCUCCGAGCCGUUCCUCUCUCAAGUGAGCCACUGUCUGACUGAUUCCUCCACGCGGGGCCUUGCCACCGUACCCAAGUUUGGGCUGGACUUCAUGUCAUGUGAAGUGAUGCGGGUUCUCCAGCUGACAGACAGCAACAUCGUGCCGAUCAGCUAUCAAGUCCCUCGCAAGAACUCAGGCAACGAGUUCCACGCCGACCUUUUCCCUGACACCAAGGGCACCACGGCGGCCAUGACAGCUGAGGAGUGGUGGCAGGGAGGCAACAAGCAGGUGGAGAAAGUAAGCCUGCACCCUGAUAAACAACCCAAGGCUAAAACGCCGCCAGCUAACCAGUUCUCAGUGAAGAAGGUGCUGCCCAGUCAGGAGAGCAAAGAGGACCCGGCCCGCGGCUGCUCCACCUCCAGCAGUCCACUCAGCACUCCCACCGGCAGUGCCGACACCUCCCGCUCCCCCUCCUCCACCUCAGGUCUGUCCUCAGGCUUCCUCCCGUCACCAAGUCCCAGCCAGAGCGCCAAGGCCAUCCAGAGCAUGCUGGGACCUACCUCCAAGUUCCGUCACAUCCAAGGAGUGGUGAUGCACAAAGACACGCACAUCACCAACAUACGCAACCUCAACCUGACCACGCCAGGAGAGUGUGACGGCUUCUGUGCCAACAGCGAGCGUGUGGCCGUGCCGCUGUCCGUCUCAGGCGGCCAGAUCGCCGUAUUUGAGCGCUCCGAGCCGGGUCGACUGCCCGACACAGCCGUACCCACGGUCGAGAACUCUGUGAAUGUGGCCGACCUCUGCUGGGACCCCUUCAACACCCACCGACUUGCUGUCGCCGGUGAAGAUGCUAAAAUUCGGCUGUGGCAGAUUCCAGAAGGGGGACUGAAGGAGACCCUGACCGAACCAGAACUGAUCCUGCAAGGCCACACUGAGAAGAUCUACUCCAUCAAGUUCCACCCUCUGGCCAGCGACCUGAUGGUGUCUUCAUCCUACGACCUCACAGUGCGACUGUGGAACCUGGCGACAGGAGAGCAGGUGAAGGUUCUGUCUGGACACCAGGAUCAGGUCUUCGCCAUGGCCUGGAGUCCAGAUGGCAAACUUCUAGCGAGCGUCUGCAAAGACGGAAAAGUCCGCAUCUAUGAUCCUCGCAAGUCCACGACUCCAGUGCAGGAGGGCCCUGGUCCUGAGGGCCACAGAGGAGCUCGGGUGGUUUGGGUGUGUGACGGAGCGUUGCUACUGGUGUCAGGAUUUGACAGUCGUAGUGUGCGAGUCCUCUACCUGUACUCUGCUGACGCUCUGUCCACCGGAGUGGUGGCCAGCACUGACAUGGACAUUGCUCCCUCCACCUCCAUCCCGUUUUACGACCCGGACACCAGCGUGGUCAUCCUGACAGGAAAGGGCGACACCAGAGUGCACAUUUACGAGAUCCUUCCUGAAGAGCCGUUCUUCAUUGAGUGCAGCAGCUUCAGUUCUCCUGAGCCACACAAGGGUUUCACUUUUGUGCCCAAAACUGAGUGCAACAUCCGUGACGUGGAGGUCGCUGUUGGACUGAUGCUCACCAAGACCACCAUUGAGCCGGUGGGCUUUAGAGUUCCGAGAGUCAAGAAAGAGUUUUUCCAGGACGACUUGUAUCCGGACACUGCAGCCUGUUGGGAGGCGUCGCUGACCGCCUCCAUGUGGCUCUCAGGCUCCAACGGUCAACACAAAAGGAUCAGUCUGAAGCCGAGCGACAUGACUCCAGUGAGUGAAGCACCGAAAGAAGCUCCGGUCAGGAAAUACCUGCCUUCGUCUGUUUACCUGGAGGAGAAGACUGAUGAGCAGAAGAAAGAGGAGCUACUGAGUGCCAUGGUGGCGAAGCUGGGGAAUAUGGACGACCCGCUGCCACAAGAGUCCUUCGAAGGGGUAGACGACGAUGAGUGGGAUGACUAGAGGAUCCACUCAUUUUCACAUCUCAGCCUUCCCGCACACGCAGAGGAACUUGGAUCACUUCAAAUUUGCUUUCAGAAUUAUGAUUGUAUCUGUGACUGGAGAGUCAAGAGUUUAGCAUAUUACAUUGUAAUAAUAUUGCGUCAUCAUUCAGGGAUUAAUCUGACUAACUGUUGUCGUACUGUGGCGCCAUGUUGCGGCGUGUUUACUGGUAUCUGCAGCACAAUCUGCCUGUCGCCUGCACCCUCAGUUUUUGGUAGAUAAACUGGAAAACAGCAUUGUUUUUAUGCAGAAUCUGUUUUUGCGACAAGUGUUCAUAAACAUUCCACCUGUCUUUUUGAGGGGUCACUUUUUGGAACUGUGAUGUGGAUUGAUUGUUUAAAAAAAAAAAAGAAAAAUGUCUUCCUCUUUGUUCUUGUGACACUAUGGGGUCACCAGGGUCAUGAACUGGAAUUACUGCUAAUAUAAUACAGUCGUUUUUUGUGGGAGAUGAUGUCACUUUUUUGGUCGAGGUCUUUCUUGGUGCCAUUGUUAUCACUCUUGCCAAAACACUUUUCUAUGUGGCCUUUUUAUAUUCAGACCACUUGUUAUUUUUAAACUUCAAAUCGGUGUAUUUCUUAUGAGGCACACGGUCGUGGGCAUUUUUGACGGUAACAGGAAUGGGACAGUAUUACAUCAGAGCCAUAAUUUAUAAUCAGGGUUACAGCAACCGUUUACUAGUUUUCACAAUAGCCAUGUCAUGGACCUGAUGUGAUGGGAUUAGAUAUGAAUUUGGGGCUUUAAAAAGAACGUUUUCUUGAAGCUGUCUUAAAUAACUUGGUAUGUUUUUGUCCUGAUCAGUUGUGCUUGGUGGGAUUUUCUGAAGUAUUGUCUCGCAAUAAACACUUUAA
Messenger RNA from Synchiropus splendidus (mandarinfish), 4092 nucleotides. Its product is annotated as mitochondrial import inner membrane translocase subunit TIM16-like. The coding region runs from base 365 to 3205 and encodes 946 amino acids. The record is from RefSeq and is a predicted model, not a curated record. Gene Ontology annotation, biological process: protein import into mitochondrial matrix. Gene Ontology annotation, cellular component: TIM23 mitochondrial import inner membrane translocase complex. NCBI's taxonomy places the organism in Eukaryota, Metazoa, Chordata, Actinopteri, Syngnathiformes, Callionymidae. Gene Ontology annotation, molecular function: protein binding. The transcript is spliced from 28 exons.